Molecule: messenger RNA, 1008 nt
Organism: Cantharellus anzutake
Lineage: Eukaryota; Fungi; Basidiomycota; Agaricomycetes; Cantharellales; Hydnaceae
Exons: 3
Coding region: 196-885 (229 amino acids)
Molecular function (GO): protein binding
Source: RefSeq, a predicted model, not a curated record
UUGAAUUUAAAAUCCUGGCAUUGUAUUGGUCAGGACUUGUGCCUUUCCUUUGUCCCACCUUCAUCCCCUUGCACGCUUGCGCCUUUUUGCCGGUUGUGAGCAGCAUUGUGGACCGGCCUGUUAACGGGUUUCCCCUACAAGCCGCGCUCUACUGCUCAGAGAGGCUUUUUUGCUGACUAGGAUAAGUGGUCCAAGAUGAAGUCGUCCAGACCUCUGUGUGCGUCGCAUAUCUCUAUGCCGCCGCUCCUCAGAUCUUUGGAUGUUGUCCUUGAGCUCUUAUGUUUCUUGGAUGCUGGGAGCAUAGUCAGGCUCAGCAUGACGUGCAAGCGGCUCUAUAGAGAGUUGAAUGGGAGUCGUUAUAUUUGGUUGAGGACUAUAAGAAAGAGUUCGGAUUCGCUUCCUGAGGCAGGACGUAUUGCGCGACUGAGGGAAAUUGCUACGAGGCCUUUUCGGUUACGUGGAGGAUUCCAACGAAUGAAUCCUUCGGCCCCCCAUCACCUGAGCCCGGGCCGCCCUGGCGGUGUCAAUAAUUUUGGUUCUACCGUGGCCCAUGGUGGGAUUCCAAUGGCAUUCACGCGGUUUAAACUGGUGUACGGCCAAGAUUGGACCGAACUGCGUCGACUGCCCUUGCUGUUCCCUGGUGGGAGAUACAUGCUCACGACGGGAUCGUUUAGAGACUUCAUGGACGCCAUAUUUUUCUGGGAUUUAAGUGAUGUGAAGCAAGGUGAAGGGAUAUUGGCGAAUUCCAUACAUCCUAUUGCCAAGGUGGAGGUACGGGAGAAAAAGGAUGUGAGCGGGUUGGAUCUCAAAGUGCAGUAUGAUCCGCUCUCGGAGCAGGUGGUGGUUUUGGCACAUUUUUGUGAUUAUCCUAAUCAUCAGUCGUGAGUAUUUUUAGCUACCCCGCUCCCUGUUUCUGUCGUUAUUCAUGCGCCUUUUUUCCUUCGAUGUUGUUAUCCACGAAACCCUCUUCUUGGCGAUAUCACCUCGCUUUGUUGGGGCUCACCCUUC